Messenger RNA from Aphanomyces invadans, 1407 nucleotides. RefSeq lists its product as hypothetical. The record is from RefSeq and is a predicted model, not a curated record. Lineage: Eukaryota; Oomycota; Saprolegniomycetes; Saprolegniales; Verrucalvaceae. The transcript is spliced from 7 exons. The coding region runs from base 1 to 1407 and encodes 468 amino acids.
AUGCUCGGUAUGCGCAAGGUCGGGACCACGCGGGCUGCAAAGCUCGACCGCAAGACGACCAAGUCCCAUCAGAUGGUCGAAGACAAGUACCGAGCGAAAACGGCAUCUGUGUCGGGGGACACCACAGGGCCUCUUCACGCCGAAGACGAAGAGUAUUUGAAGAGUGUGAUCGACAAGCUCGAGCAAGACCUCGCCCGCCGCCAGGAGAGCUACGUGCGGCGAGAGCGGCAGUACCAAGUUCGCAUUGACGAGCUCGAGCGAAUGGUGUCCGAUUCCCGGGCGAAGAAAGCGCCGAGUAUGUCCCACGAAGACACGAUGGCGUCGCUCCGAGGAUUACACAAGAGCAUCUUGUCGAGCAUCUCGCAAGUGCAAGAGCGCACGGGCAAGAUCCUGCAAGAGCAAGAAAAGGACUUGCUACGGGCCUUCCGAGCGAGGCUGUACAGCGUCCAAGAGGAGCUCGAGACUGAAAAAAACAAGACGGAUGACGGGGCGUCGGCGUGGAUCGACAAGAGCAAGCAGCUCGAAACAGAAGUCGAAUGGACAAAAGAGAUGGCCGACCGACUGGACCGACUCAAUCAAAGCCUCACGCGUGAAAACCAACGGCUCAAAACACAAUUCUCCAUGCAAGAAAACGACCGCGAGUUCCUCGUCCGACAGCUGGUGGCUGUCAAAAGGGACAACGUUCGCCUUCGAAAAGAGCUCAUGGACGCCGUGAAAGACGCUGAACGAGCGCGGGAGGAAGCUACUGCGCAAAUGGAAGAGCUCGAGUUUGGGUCGCGAAAUGGUCGGCAGCAGCCGCGAAAGCAACCGACGACGUCAGGUUCCGGCGCGAUCGACUCGAGGAAAAUGACGAGUGUGGUCAAGCGCGCGCCGUCCACGCCCGCCCUGCCUGGCACGUUUGCGGUGCCCGAGGUCGACAACCGAUACAAAGAGAUCAUCAAGCGUCUGAAGCGGGUGCUCGAAGUCGAGCGCCGCAACUUGCGACAAGUGCGCAAUGCGUACACAACUGACUUACAGACCCACACGGAGCUCUCGAUCUUUGUAAAGCAGUGCAUCGAAGAUGUGAAAGACCAAAUUCAUGCGCACACAUCCGACAAAUCCAUCAGGUCGAACGACACGAUCUCGGUGCUCGGCACUGCGUUUGCUGCCUCCGACCGCCAAAAGGUCAUCGACUUGCUCCUUUCCCAAGAGCGGGUGCUGGCGCUGCUCUAUGCAAAGGCGUUUCCCUUGCCAGGAAGUGCCGCCGCCGUUCCCACGGCGACCUCCAACCCGUCCGACGUGACCAAGGACGACAUCCGCGACAUAUUUAACGAAUCCCAUCAAAACGGAGGCUAUCUCCUUCCCUCUACCCAACACCAGGAUGCCGAUGAAUUGGCCGACGACGACCCGCUUCGCGAUCGAGAUUAA